AUGAUCGAGGAAGUUCAGAAUGCAAAGAUAAAGAUAUUGUUCGUUGACAUACACAACGGAAAUUGUAAUGAUAACGCUAUUGAUGAUGGUGCAAAAAAGAAACUGGCAAAGGAAGUGGAUGUUCUAGAGGCAAUUGUUCGUGGAGAUAUGAUGGCCAGCUUAUUGAAGAAGCAGAGUCUGGAUAAUCCGGCACUCCCAUUGUCGGACUCGCUAUUCUCACACGAGACCGGCAUUGGCAAUGCCGGCCUCGGUUUGAUUAGCGAGACCGGCACUCCCACUGCCGGCGUCGGUUCAAAGACGACAAAGCCAGUGACAAAGGCAAACUAUGUAGACGAAGACUCAAAACCAAUUGUAAUAGCAUUCGCUAAAGCACUUAAGAGUUUUUUGAAAGAAACAUUUGAUAAUGUUGGAGACAAUGCAGUUAAAAAUCCAAGUCAGAAACAUGCCGCUGCCCUUGGCGAGGAUGACACUCUAAAGAACGAGAGACAGGCACUUCUGCAGUUUAAGCAUGAUAUUAUAGAUGUUGCUGACCGGCUCUCUUCAUGGAACAAUGCUAAUACAGACUGUUGUAGAUGGUCUGGAAUCGUCUGCGAUAAUUUUACCGGUCAUGUCCAAGAGCUUCACCUCCGAGGACCUGAUCCUGAACUCGAAGAUGCAUCAACUCAGGUGCUAGGAGGAAACAUAGAUCCUUCUCUGCUGUUGUUGAAGCAACUUAAGCACCUAGACCUUAGCUGCAAUGAUUUUCAAGCUACCGAAAUUCCCAGUUUUAUAGGCUCUCUUAGGAAUUUGAGAUACCUUAAUCUCUCAAAGUCACAGUUCUACGGUCAAAUCCCUCCCCAAAUUGGAAAUUUGUCCAGGUUGGUUGUUCUUGAUCUUGGGAACGGGCCAUGGCUAACUAAUGUUCCUGUGAACAGUCUGCAUUGGUUGUCAGGUCUUCCUUUGUUGCAGUAUCUUGGUAUGUCUGGCUAUGACCUUAGUAGCGCAUCCGAUUGGCUUCAAGAGAUCAACACUCUCCCAUCUUUGGUGGAACUGCACUUGUCAUCAUGUAAUUUGACUCGAGUUCCUCAUAAUCUUACCAAGGUUAAUAUUACUUCACUAACCGUCCUUGAUCUAUCGUACAACAUUUUUGACAGUUUAAUGCCUACGUGGAUUUUUAGUCUAACUAAGCUAGUUUCCUUGGAUUUGACUAGAUGCCUUUUCCAUGGUCCAGUUUCUGAAAGGGUCAGCGGUUUUCAUAACAUGACUGAACUAAAAAUUGUUCACGUGUCUGAAAAUGAUUUUAUGAAUUCGACAUCUGUAUUGAGCGGGUUAUUGAGCGUAACGAGUCUUGUUUCCAUAGAUAUUAGUACUUGCAAUCUUUCUUUUUCAAUUCUUGGUGGUCUGCAGAACAUGGCUUCUCUUGUUAGCAUCGACAUAUCUCAAAAUCAAAUCAAGGAGGUCUUGCCAAACUCAUUUGGCAACCUUUGCAAUUUGAGAUAUGUUGAUCUCCGUGCUAAUUAUUUCAACGGAAGUGUAUCAGAGCUUCUGAAUAACUUCUGCGAAUGCAGUUCGCCUAAGUUGGAGUAUUUGGCUCUCACUGCAAACAUCCUUUCUGGCCAUUUACCAGAUAGACUAGGAAAACUUCAAAAUCUAGUCACUCUUGAUCUUGCAUUCAAUUACAUUUCGGGUACAGUUCCAGAUUCUUUAGGAAGAUUGUCAUUCUUAAAGGAGUUGAUGCUCAAUGUUAACUCCCUCUCUGGCCAGCUCCCUGAUACAAUUGGGUACUUAACGUCAUUGGAAUGGUUAGAGAUUUCUUUCAAUAACUUCACUGGAAGGCUACCUGUAACUAUAGGAAAGCUAUGGAAUUUGAAGUAUUUGAGUGUGCAUCACAAUUUGCUGACAGGAGAUGUAACUGAAGAUCACUUUGCCAAUCUCACCGCAUUGAACAAUAUAUGGGCAGAGGCAAACAUGUUAAUGCUAAAACUAAGUGACAGUAAAUGGGUGCCCCCUUUCAAACUUGAUGUCUUGAGAAUAGGUUCUUGGAAUUUAGGCCCCCGAUUUCCUUCAUGGCUUCAGUCACAAGGUAACUUGACAGAGUUGGACAUAGCCAACACGGGUAUUUCAGAUAUCAUGCCUAGUUGGUUUUGGAGCACCUUUUCUAAUAUUGUUUUCUUGAAUAUAUCUCACAAUAAAGUUCAAGGGAUGUUGGUAGGAGAUAUUAGAAUCCUUGCACGAAAUGCAGUUGUAGAUUUAAGCCACAAUCAUUUUGAAGGUCCAAUACCUGACAAUUUCAACCAAGCUGACUUUGCUCUUCUAGAUUUAUCGAGUAAUAAUCUUUCAGGAUCUCUAGAGCAAUUAUUGUGUUCGAGUUUAGGAGAUAGACAACUACAAGUUCUUGAUCUUGCCAAUAAUAACCUGUCAGGUGUUAUUCCUGAUUGCUGGAUGAAAUGGCAAGCUUUGUCACUAGCAAACUUUCAGAAUAAUAAUCUUUCUGGCAGAAUUCCACAAUCCGUGGGAAACUUAUCUUCCCUCCAAUCAUUCAAUAUCCGUAGUAACAAGCUCUCUGGAAACAUACCUGCAUCUCUCUUAAAUUCAAAAAGUUUACAAAUUAUUGAGCUUGCUGAAAAUGAAUUCACUGGAAGCAUACCAUCGUUGAUAGAGGGAGAAGAAACAAAGUUGAGACUACUCAGCCUCCGGUCAAACAAGCUGGAAGGUGAAAUCCCAGAUGAACUCUGUCGUCUCACAUCUAUCCAGAUCUUGGAUCUUGCUCAUAACAAUCUUUCAGGAACCGUGCCAACGUGUUUUAGCAACUUCAGUAUCAUGUCUGGAAGGCAACAAUCGAGUGCUAUUGUGCUAUAUGAUGUGCCAUUUCAGGUGCAAGUUCUUGGCAGUGCAUCGUUGGUGACUAAAGGAAGAGUGUUUGAAUAUAGCACAAUUCUGUAUUUGGUUACAACUUUGGAUCUUUCAGGUAACAAAUUAUCCGGUCCCAUUCCCAGAGAACUUAUGGACCUCGUAGGCUUGCGUUAUAUGAAUUUGUCAGAAAAUCAUUUAACAGGAAGAAUUCCAGACGAGAUUGGUAGGAUGACAUUACUUGAAUCUUUAGAUUUGUCUGUUAACCAGAUUGAUGGGCGGAUUCCUUGGAGCAUGUCGAGGUUGACAGCCUUAAAUUCCUUGAACUUUUCUUUCAACAAAUUGACAGGAGAAAUCCCAACAAGUACUCAGUUGCAGAGUUUAAACGGGUCAAGCUUCAUGGGCAACACACUUUGUGGGCUUCCACUUGCAGAGUCAUGCAACAAGAAACGGGUCGCACCUGAUGUAAACACUCGGGAUUUUUCAGAUGGACAGGAAUGGGGAUUCAUCAUCAGCAUUGUGAUUGGCUUUGUUAUCGGUUUUUGGGCUGUGAUUGCUCCUCUUAUUGCUAGCAAAGUAUGGAGAAGUGCUUAUUUCAAUUAUCUAUGUAAAGGGUGGUCAAAGAUAUGUGUUGCUUGUUGUAAGCAUUUUUGA
Messenger RNA from Erigeron canadensis, 3483 nucleotides. Its product is annotated as receptor-like protein EIX2. The transcript is spliced from 5 exons. The record is from RefSeq and is a predicted model, not a curated record. Bases 1 to 3483 code for a protein of 1160 amino acids. Lineage: Eukaryota; Viridiplantae; Streptophyta; Magnoliopsida; Asterales; Asteraceae. Gene Ontology annotation, molecular function: protein binding.